Molecule: messenger RNA, 2046 nt
Organism: Abrus precatorius (Indian licorice)
Lineage: Eukaryota; Viridiplantae; Streptophyta; Magnoliopsida; Fabales; Fabaceae
Product: calcium uptake protein, mitochondrial-like
Exons: 7
Coding region: 68-1528 (486 amino acids)
Biological process (GO): mitochondrial calcium ion homeostasis; calcium import into the mitochondrion
Cellular component (GO): uniplex complex
Molecular function (GO): calcium ion binding
Source: RefSeq, a predicted model, not a curated record
GUUACCUACAAUUCCUUAUCUAUGUUUUGAGUUCAUCCAAUUCCAAACUAACACACCAACAACAGCCAUGUCUUCCUUUUCCACUCUCAGGAGAUCACCACCCUUCCUCACCCAACACUUCUCCAUCCAACGCUUCCAAAUCCACCACUCUUCAACCUCUUCUUCCACAUCGUCGCUGCUGAAAACCGCCAACCCGGUUCACCGAACCGGGUUCGGGCGAAAGUGGUUUCCAAGCGUCCUAGCUGGCACCAGUCUAGGGCUUCUUCUGUACUGCUUCUUUUUCUCUGCACUUAAUUCAGAGUUCGAUUCAGCUUUGCUUAAAACCUCACUCUCUUCUUUCGUUGACCGGUCAGCACCCACUUCUGAUGACCAAAACCGACGUCGUUCCUUGUUUGAUAAUUUUUCCCUCCCUGAAAGCACCGGCACCUUGCUAUUCGGAGAUGCGUUCAGGAGAAAGAUUUUCUUCAACUACGAGAAGCGCAUACGCUUGCGUAGUCCUCCUGAAAAGGUUUUUGAGUACUUUGCAUCUGAUCGCAGCUCAGAAGGAGAGCUAAUGAUGAAACCAGUGGAUCUAAUGAGGGCAGUGGUUCCUGUUUUUCCUCCAUCUGAGUCCCACCUUGUUAGAGAUGGAUACUUGAAAGGAGAAAGAAAUCCCGGCCAUUUGUGCUGUGAUCCUUCUGAAUUUUUCAUGCUUUUUGAUGUAAACAAUGAUGGACUUAUAUCUUUUAAAGAGUAUAUCUUUUUUGUAACACUACUCAGCAUCCCGGAAUCAAGCUUUUCAGUGGCAUUUAAAAUGUUUGAUGUGGACAACAGUGGGGAGAUAAGUAAGGAAGAAUUCAAGAAAGUGAUGGCAUUGAUGCGAUCUCGUCAUCGACAGGGUGUUCACCACAGGGAUGGACUGCGAAUUGGCCUAAAGGUGAAUGAUUCUGUGGAAAAUGGAGGCUUGGUGGAAUACUUUUUUGGUAAAGAUGGGAAUGAAUGCCUGCAGCAUGAUAAAUUCGUAAAAUUUUUGAGAGACUUGCAUGAUGAAAUUUUGAGGCUGGAGUUUGCACAUUAUGACUACAAAUCUCUAAAAUCCAUAUCAGCCAAGGACUUUGCUCUCUCCAUGGUUGCUUCUGCCGACAUGAGUCAUCUAGGCAGGUUGCUUGAACGGGUUGAUCAAUUGAAUGAUGAUCCACAUUUUAAGGAUGUACGCAUCACAUUUGAGGAUUUCAAAAGCUUUGCAGAGCUACGGAAAAAGUUAUUACCAUUCUCUUUGGCCCUUUUCAGUUUUGGUGAAGUAAAUGGCCUGUUAACGAGGGAUGAUUUUCAGCGAGCAGCAUCACAUGUGUGCAGCAUCUCUCUCUCAGACAAUGUAGUUGACAUUGUUUUCCAUUUGUUUGACACAAAUCGGGAUGGAAACCUAAGUUCAGAUGAGUUCAUCAGAGUGCUACACAGGCGUGAAAGGAACACUACACAACCAGUGGAGACAGGAAUACUAGGUUUAUUGUCUUGCUGCUGGAAUUGUACGGAUAACUUUUCUUCUUAACGUUUGUUUUCCUGGUAUACAGAAGAGUUACUUUGACAAACAUUUGAAAAUCAGACAUGACAUAACAGAGUGGGUUGGAGAGAGACAUAAAUGGUAAAGAAGAAAUGAAAGUACGAUAAAGGAAAAGAUGGGUAGAACUGUUGGUCUGUGACUCGGAGUUUCGGGUAAGAACUAAUUUUUUGUCAAACACAGGUCUUCCUGGUUUCACCUCACUUUGCAGUACCCUUGAAAGAAGAUGGGCACCGAAAUAAUCCACUUUUUGAUAGAUUUGAAAUGUCAAGUAUGUUUUAAAAUGAUCAAUGUGUGUCACUGUCAGUGAGGUGGUGGCGGCCUUGGUUCUAUUGGUUACCGACACACUAUGUGAGUAUUUGACUGUACCUUAAAUUUGUAAUUAGUAUUUAAUCACUCAUUCUGUUGUAAUCUUUGAAGCAUUUCAAUGGUAGUAUAUUUACACUAGUUUGUUCAUUCAUUAAUGCCUACAAUCGUUUGAUUAUGCAAUGUAUGAUUAUGUGUUAUUC